This is a messenger RNA of Daktulosphaira vitifoliae (grape phylloxera), 3569 nucleotides long. RefSeq names its product zinc finger protein 721-like. Gene Ontology annotation, biological process: regulation of transcription by RNA polymerase II. Lineage: Eukaryota; Metazoa; Arthropoda; Insecta; Hemiptera; Phylloxeridae. The coding region runs from base 295 to 3543 and encodes 1082 amino acids. Gene Ontology annotation, cellular component: nucleus. The record is from RefSeq and is a predicted model, not a curated record. Gene Ontology annotation, molecular function: RNA polymerase II transcription regulatory region sequence-specific DNA binding; DNA-binding transcription factor activity, RNA polymerase II-specific. The transcript has 2 exons.
AAAUCUCAGUCUUGAGAUCUUGCUAGUUAUUUCUUACGAAGUUAAAGAUAUAAUUUUAUACAAAUAUAUUGUCAAUAUAAUAAUUUUGCGUUUUAAAGACGACUGAUGUGAGUGUAAAUGAUGUAGGAGAUCAUGUCAAGUAGAAGUUUAGGUUAAGGGUGACUGACCCCAAGUAGUUGGGAUUAAGGCGAGGAAAAAGAAGAAGAUUGUCAAUAUAAUAAUAUUAGUGCAUAUAAUUAAAAUAUAAAAACAUACCCAUGGAACAUAUCUCUAGCUAUUGCAUUUGGCGAAUUUAUGAAAUUAAACUAUGAGAGGGGUCCACAGUUCAUUAAUCACAAUAAGAACGUGUUUUUUGAAAAAAUUCAUUAUGCUACUGCAAACAAUGGACAAAAAGUGGUUAUUUUACCAACAGUAUUAGUAUCAAAAAACAAAAAUUCACGCAUUGAUAAAGUCCGACGGUCCCGUCGGAGAAAAAACCAAAAAUUCAAAACAAUUAAGUGUCCUAUAGACGCCAGUCGACAAAAAGUAUUUUAUAUAAAAUCAAACGGUGGAUAUAAAAAUGCGAUAAUUAAGAAAAAUACCGAUGAUUUAAAAACUCAAGUAACAGACGAUGUUGACGUACAAGAAUCGAAAAAAGGUAGACCUAAAGGUUCUAAAAAUAAGAAUAAAUUUGAUCCAAUUGGAUAUGGCCUCACAGACAAAUCAUUUGUAUAUUCUGUGGACUUGAAUACGUGUGUCGUUUGUAACGAGUCAUUGGACACUGAUCUAUUAGAUCACGCACUAGAACAUCACAAAGACACUUGUCCAAUUUGUGGUGAAUAUUGCAGUCAAAAUUUGUCGAAACAUUUUGAGUCGCAUGCAAAACAAACUUAUUUGAAAGUUAAGUGCUACGAAUGUUAUCAUUGCAAAGAAAAGUAUGGCAACUCUGAAUUAUUGGCAGACCAUGUACUCGAAGUGCAUGUAAAAAAGGCUACCCAAUUAACGUGCUGCAUCUGCGGACAGAUAAUAUCACGGAAUACGUUAGUAGCUUUGCGACAACACAUAUCCGUAGCGCAUUCGGACGCAAAUCCGUCCACGUUUCCAGAAACCUGUGGAUAUUGUAACCAUCAGCCAGGUCGUAACGAUCUUAUAGCCCAUUUAUUUGACAAACAUCUUUCUAAGACUUCAGUCACUAUGUCAUGUACGAUUUGUGAAGCACAGUGCGAUAGCCGCUCGGAUAUUGUCGAUCAUAUGGUCCGUACACACUGUUCCAGUACAACUUACAGGCGACCAGCAGUUUAUCGCUGCCCAGCGUGUCACAUAGGAUUCAAAACUCAAACCAGUGUGCUGAGACACGCGUGUAGUGCCAUUAAGAACCCGUACUGCGAAAAUUGUGAUAAAAUGUUUCCGUCAAAAAUGAGGCUUGCUUUUCACUUGCAAUUUCACGAUCAUGUAUUUUAUCCUGCGAUGCACUUACGUUGUGACGUAUGCUUAGUUGAAAUGGAAGAUGAAUAUCAGUUGUAUGAUCAUAUUCGAUUCCAACAUGAAGUAUGCGAAAAGGCGGUCUGUGAAACAUGUGGUCGCAUGUUCAAAACGUCUAUGGGUCUGAGUAUUCAUCGCCGGUAUCACGUCGGUGACAGACAUUACACGUGCAAGACUUGUGAUAAAUCAUUCUUAAAUCGUUCAACGCUUAAAGAGCAUGAAAUAUCGCACAUGGAAGUCAAACCUUUCCGUUGCCAUAUUUGUGGUCAAUAUUUGAGUCGAGCGUCGCGUUUGCGAUCACAUGUAAAAUCUCACAAAGCUGCUGAAUCGACAUCACAACGUUGCUGCUAUUGUUUGACAUGUGGUUUUGUAGCUCCAAACACAUAUUUAAUUAGCGAUCACAUGAGCAAAGAACACGACUUCGAAGGUGAGGCUAGGACUGCGGAUUUGUCCUUAAUUGUAAAGUGCGAGUACUGCGAUUCUACAUACAUCGACUCAACUAGCUUAAAUCAACACCGAGAUAAUAAGCACCCAAAAAGCGAAAACUCUGAUGCUUUUGCUUGUGCUUUAUGUUCUUCUACUUUUAGCACAUAUUCCAGACUGACAACUCACAAACUUACUCAUGGCAUAAACACCGAGUCUACAUUAUUGGAUACUCAGUUCAAUGAUGUUAAUGUUGAUCAGGAUCGAUUUUGUAUACCACAAUUCUUUUCGUGCGAACAUUGUGGUAAAAUGUGUCUUCAUUACACUUACUUAUGUCUACAUAGAAAACUUAAACACUCUAAAAAAACCGAACAAGUUAAAUGUAGCCGAUGUCCUCAAGAAUUCAAAUCGUCUUGGAAACUUAUAUACCAUAAAAAAACAACGCAUGGCCUCAGCCCAAACCAAGAAACCCAUUCAGAAGAUGUUCACCAAUGUAAAAUCUGCUUUCGAAAGUUCAGCAAGGUUGGCGCUCUUAAUUUACACAAAACCCGUAGUCAUAUUGACAAUAGUACCAGUGUUAAUGCCGGAAAAUAUUUAUGUGAUCAAUGUGGAAAAUCACUUAAUAGUGAACGUUCAUUGAUUAACCAUAAAAAAACCCACUCCCGUCAUAUACCAUGUCUUGAGAACAAACAACCAACUACACCUAUCAUUACUGAAACGAAACCACAAGAAAAAAAUGAAGAUAAUAUUACUAUUUAUAAUCAGAUCUCAUGCCCUAUUUGUCUACAUUUAUUUGACGAUAAUUUAGAAUACAUCGAACACCUUGAAAACCAUACUAAAGUAGAAAACAUUGUUCCCACUAACACGAUUUGCAUUUUGUGCGAUACAGAUUUAUUGGAUACUCAAAUGUUCAAGUAUCAUAUCGAAAAACAUUCAGUUAAUAAAGAAGCUAUAGUUUGCUACAUUUGUUAUGCACCAUUCCAUUCAUGUCAAGGAUUUCUUUUACAUGUAGGAAAUGUGCAUCAAAUGUUCAAACUGUUAUCAGAGGAACACAUUUUACCUGAAAUAUCAUUUGUGGGUAUGUCUCAAAGAAACUUAUUAAAUAAUGAACCAUUAGUCGUUGAUUGUUCACAAGUAUUAGACAAUCAAAAUCCUGUGGAAUUAUUGGUACCUAUUGUUACGAAAGAUAUAAAUAAUCAAAAUUUAAUACGUGAACCUUCCCCAAACUCGGCAAUACUUUUUUCGACCACUGAUGAACACACGUUACAUCAAGAAAAUGCAUCAAACCCACCGGAAAAUUUUGAAUUUAAUUAUCCAUCAAGUUCAAAUAAUGUCUAUGAACAAAAUGCUACACAAGAUAAUUGUUUAGAAUAUUUACCUGUAUCAACAAUAAAUAUUAAGAAAGAAAAUAUUUAUCCAAAAAAUGUACUAGAAAACAAUGAUAACAUCAAUUUUGACCAAUUAUUAAAAGUAUCCGAACACGAAAAACAAAUUAACGAACCAAAUCCAACUUUAGACGAAUUAUUGGAUCUUAUUCCUUUAACUCCUCAGCGUGUUCAAGAUAAUUCAUACUUGAAUAUUACAGAAGAAACUCGAGAUCAAAUGUUCUUCUUAAAUAAUUUACUUGAUGAAAAACCUUCGGAUUGUGCAACACAAUAAUUUGUAGCCUUUGAUACUAAAUGUUC